UUCGGUAAUAUUUCCCAUCCCCUCCAACUAUCGAUCCAAAAACCCAAACAUCCACGUGGCAAUGACUCUUGUGAACCACGUGGCACUAUCUGGUGACCUUUCCAGACCCGGGCACGUCACCAGUUGCCUUUGGACUUGGCACGUGUCUCUAUAAAGGGUUAACCUCUCAAAGUCUUGCCGUUGUUUUCUGAGAAAAUAAUGGAAACACCCAACGGAAAACAAGACGGAAAUGGUGACGCCGCCGUCACGGAAGCACGGCCCGCCGUCCUCAAGCGGACGGAGUAUGACGCCGUCCGCUCUAAUGUCGCCGUCUUCUUCUGGUUGGGAGCCAUCCACUGUAACGCCUUCUUAGUCUUAACGGCGUUUGCUCUCUUCCCAAGCUGGCGUUCGCUCCUGAUAUUGGGGUUGCUGAUUUUGCUAAUGCUGAUUCCUUUGGAUGAUAAGAGCAAAUUGGGUCAGGACAUAGCUAGGUUUGUGUGUAAAUAUGCAUGUGGGUAUUUCCCAGUAACUCUACAUGUUGAGGAUAUGAAGGCUUUCAGCCCCAAUAGAGCUUAUGUCUUUGCCGUUGAACCUCACUCAGUUCUUCCUAUCGCCAUUGUCUCCCUGUGCAACUUCACAGGGUUCAUGCCUCUGCCUAAAAUAAAGGCUCUUGCAAGCAGUGCGAUAUUUUACACACCAAUUCUUCGUCAUAUUUGGACAUGGAUGGGACUUGUUGCUGCUACAAAGAAGAACUUUGUUUCAUACUUGAGAGAUGGCUACAGUUGCAUUGUCAUUCCUGGCGGGGCUCGCGAGAUAAUGUAUAUGGAGAAGGGAUCUGAGGUGGCCUAUCUCAAGGCAAGGACUGGAUUCGUUCGUGUUGCCAUGGACAUGGGUAGCCCUUUAGUCCCUGUAUUUUGCUUUGGUCAGAGUGAUAUAUAUAGUUGGUGGAAAGGGAAAGGGGACUUAUAUGUCCGAGUAACUAAAGCACUCCGCUUCACUCCUCUUGUAUUUUGGGGGCGGUUUGGGCCUAUCCCGUAUCGUCGACCAAUGCAUGUUGUAGUAGGGAGACCAAUUGAAGUGAAUAGAAAUCACCAGCCUACCAAAGAAGAGGUUGCUGAAGUUCAUCAGAAAUAUACGGAGGCUCUUAGAGAGCUUUUUGAGAGGCAUAAAGCUGAAGCCGGGUAUGCUGAAUAUCAGCUGAGAAUACUGUGAUAGAAGCACAUGUUGCUCUCUUUAUGAUGUCAUUUGUUAUCUAGCAGGAAAUUUUUAUUGUACUGGUUCAAACUAGGUUUCAAAUCAGUGAAUGGAAGCCUCUCUCUGUGUUAUAUGGUAGGAAUUCUCAUUAUAUGAUUUCUAUAUGCACACACAAAAGCUUAGAACUCUUUUGAUGAAAGGAAAACUGAUUUGAGAGAGUA
Amborella trichopoda is the source of this 1394-nucleotide messenger RNA. It is a transcript of the gene DGAT2, whose product is annotated as diacylglycerol acyltransferase family. Gene Ontology annotation, cellular component: endoplasmic reticulum membrane. The record is from RefSeq and is a predicted model, not a curated record. Gene Ontology annotation, biological process: triglyceride biosynthetic process. Gene Ontology annotation, molecular function: diacylglycerol O-acyltransferase activity. Lineage: Eukaryota; Viridiplantae; Streptophyta; Magnoliopsida; Amborellales; Amborellaceae.